This is a messenger RNA of Silurus meridionalis, 592 nucleotides long. RefSeq names its product RIIa domain-containing protein 1-like. The record is from RefSeq and is a predicted model, not a curated record. Bases 200 to 547 code for a protein of 115 amino acids. The transcript is spliced from 5 exons. Lineage: Eukaryota; Metazoa; Chordata; Actinopteri; Siluriformes; Siluridae.
CCCGGCUUUGAUCACAAACACCUGGUGCCACAGGCAGUCGAAUCUGUAAAGGUCAUGCUACAGAUCUCGUGGAUCCCCGACUGCCAGCAUUUCCUGCUGGUCUCUCCGUGGAUUGUCUCCGCUCUGUGGAUCAUCUCUGCUCGGCUCCGUGAAUUAUCUCCGUUCUGUGGAAUAUCCCUGCAUUACGGACCAAACCCGCAUGACGCAACCGAUUUGCUUAGCCUGGUUGCCGGCUGCAGGUGUGUGUCUCAGAGAGGAGAAGCAGGCAGUAAUGGCGGCCCGAGGCCUGGAGAAAGCAGACACCGGGGCACUGAGCCCUGAACAGCAGGACAAACUGCGCCAGUUUAAGAUCAAGACAAGAAUAGAGAACGAAAUGUAUCUGAGAACUCAUCCAGAAUUGCAAAUGCUGCUGAGUGAUUUUCUAAGAGACGUGUUUAUUAAAAGACCUACGGAUAUCCGUGAAUUUGCUGCAGAUCACUUCAGUGAUCCAGACCUACCAAGGAAAAUUCAAAUGAAAUUGGAAGAGAAGGCUUCAGCAAUAAUAUAAAGAGGUCUUGAAAUAUAGAUGUCCCAUAAAACAGUGACAAACACA